Molecule: messenger RNA, 2862 nt
Organism: Amphibalanus amphitrite
Lineage: Eukaryota; Metazoa; Arthropoda; Thecostraca; Balanomorpha; Balanidae
Exons: 5
Coding region: 16-2763 (915 amino acids)
Cellular component (GO): chitin-based extracellular matrix
Molecular function (GO): structural constituent of chitin-based larval cuticle
Source: RefSeq, a predicted model, not a curated record
CCAGCGAGUUCAACCAUGAAAGUCCUGGUGAUCGUGUCCGCUGUCCUGGCCGCUGCGGCAGCCCAGUACCUGCCCUACGCUGGGUAUGGCUACGCGGGAUUCCCGUACGCCGCCGGGUACAGCCUCGCUUCUCCUCUCUACAACACCUACAAUGCUCAUCCCCUGACCUACACGGCUGCUGCCCCGUACACGACCUACAACGCCGCCCCGUUCUCGUACGCUCCGUACACCACGUACGCCGCCCCCGUGCCGGCCUCCGUCAGCUCUCAGUACCACGCCCAGGACGAGCUCGGCAGCUACAGCUACGGCUACGCUGACGGCCAGAGCACCAAGCACGAGAACAAGAACGCCUACGGUGGCACCGUCGGCUCGUACAGCUACAGGGACGCCAACGGCAUCGUCCAGACGGUCAGCUACGUGGCCGAUGCGGCCGGCUUCCGCGUGAAGGCGACCAACCUGCCGGUGGCCCCGAAGGCCGACCUGGCCGCGCCCGUGCACUCGCUGGUCGGCCCGGCUCCCGUCGACGACACUGCCGAGGUGAAGGCCGCCAAGGCCGAGUUCCAGCGGCUGUACGACGAGGCUGCCGCCGCCGCUGAGGCCGCCCCUGACGCGCGCAAGAAGCGCAGCGCCGUGGCGCCUCUGCCCGUCAGCGACACCCCCGAGGUGGUCGCCGCCAAGGCCGAGCACGCCCGCCUGUACGCCGCCGCCGCCGCCGCUGCCGACGCCGCCCCCGACACCGACGGCCCCGUCUACACCCCGGCUGUGUACUCCGGCUACGCCCCGACCUUCUACUCGGGCUACGCCGGUGUGGCUCCGUCCUUCUACGCGGGCGUGCCUGCCAUCCGUCCGGCCUCUGGCUUCUCGUACGGCUACAGCUCCGCCCACCUGCCCUUCUACGGCCGCUACUUCUACCGCGGUAUAAAACCGGCCUCCACCGGGCCUCACACACCACAGUCACCAGCGAGUUCAACCAUGAAAGUCCUGGUGAUCGUGUCCGCUGUCCUGGCCACUGCGGCAGCCCAGUACCUGCCCUACGCUGGGUACGGCUACGCGGGAUUCCCGUACGCCGCCGGGUACAGCCUCGCUUCUCCUCUCUACAACACCUACAAUGCCCAUCCCCUGACAUACACGGCUGCUGCCCCGUACACGACCUACAACGCCGCCCCGUUCUCGUACGCUCCGUACACCACCACCACGUACGCCGCCCCCGUGCCGGCCUCCGUCAGCUCUCAGUACCACGCCCAGGACGAGCUCGGCAGCUACAGCUACGGCUACGCUGACGGCCAGAGCACCAAGCACGAGAACAAGAACGCCUACGGCGGCACCGUCGGCUCGUACAGCUACAGGGACGCCAACGGCAUCGUCCAGACGGUCAGCUACGUGGCCGAUGCCGCCGGCUUCCGCGUGAAGGCGACCAACCUGCCGGUGGCCCCGAAGGCCGACCUGGCCGCGCCCGUGCACUCGCUGGUCGGCCCGGCUCCCGUCGACGACACUGCCGAGGUGAAGGCCGCCAAGGCCGAGUUCCAGCGGCUGUACGACGAGGCUGCCGCCGCCGCUGAGGCCGCCCCUGACGCGCGCAAGAAGCGCAGCGCCGUGGCGCCUCUGCCCGUCAGCGACACCCCCGAGGUGGUCGCCGCCAAGGCCGAGCACGCCCGCCUGUACGCCGCCGCCGCCGCCGCUGCCGACGCCGCCCCCGACACCGACGGUCCCGUCUACACCCCGGCUGUGUACUCCGGCUACGCCCCGACCUUCUACUCGGGCUACGCCGGUGUGGCUCCGUCCUUCUACGCGGGCGUGCCUGCCAUCCGUCCGGCCUCUGGCUUCUCGUACGGCUACAGCUCCGCCCACCUGCCCUUCUACGGCCGCUACUUCUACGUGUAUGUGUCCGCUGUCCUGGCCGCUGCGGCAGCCCAGUACCUGCCCUACGCUGGGUAUGGCUACGCGGGAUUCCCGUACGCCGCCGGGUACAGUCUCGCUUCUCCUCUCUACAACACCUACAAUGCCCAUCCCCUGACCUACACGGCUGCUGCCCCGUACACGACCUACAACGCCGCCCCGUUCUCGUACGCUCCGUACACCACGUACGCCGCCCCCGUGCCGGCCUCCGUCAGCUCUCAGUACCACGCCCAGGACGAGCUUGGCAGCUACAGCUACGGCUACGCUGACGGCCUGAGCACCAAGCACGAGAACAAGAACGCCUACGGCGGUACCGUCGGCUCGUACAGCUACAGGGACGCCAACGGCAUCGUCCAGACGGUCAGCUACGUGGCCGACGCCGCCGGCUUCCGCGUGAAGGCGACCAACCUGCCGGUGACCCCGAAGGCCGACCUGGCCGCGCCCGUGCACUCGCUGGUCGGCCCGGCUCCCGUCGACGACACUGCCGAGGUGAAGGCCGCCAAGGCCGAGUUCCAGCGGCUGUACAACGAGGCUGCCGCCGCCGCUGAUGCCGCCCCUGACGCGCGCAAGAAGCGCAGCGCCGUGGCGCCUCUGCCCGUCAGCGACACCCCCGAGGUGGUCGCCGCCAAGGCCGAGCACGCCCGCCUGUACGCCGCCGCCGCCGCCGCUGCCGACGCCGCCCCCGACACCGACGGCCCCGUCUACACCCCGGCUGUGUACUCCGGCUACGCCCCGACCUUCUACUCGGGCUACGCCGGUGUGGCUCCGUCCUUCUACGCGGGCGUGCCUGCCAUCCGUCCGGCCUCUGGCUUCUCGUACGGCUACAGCUCCGCCCACCUGCCCUUCUACGGCCGCUACCUCUACUAACUAAGCUGCAGCCUUCCACUUUGACAGUUCGUUUCUUUGCACAGUUUCAUGAACGCUCAUCACCGAUGAUAAACGCCUGAAUACAUUAUCAUAUAUUUU